UUUCCACAUCAGCAAGCUCCUACAAUGCUUGCUUAUCGACUUCCAAGUGAAGAUGGUGUUUACGGAACGUCAUCUGGAGUCGUGAAUACGGCUUGCAGGCUACAGAAGGAGAAUUCGAUUGGUGUGUUUGCAUCUGAAAUGGAGGAUGUUCUUCUUCACUUUCAUUCAUUUCUGCUUGUGACUCAUACUGAAAUUCAGUAUGAGUGACUCAUGCUGAAAUUCAGCUUGUGCUUGUGACUUUUCUGCUUGUGACUCAUACUGAAAUCCAGUAUGAAUCACAAGCAGAAAUGAAUGAAAGUGAAGAAGAACAUCCUCCAUUUCAGAUGCAAACACACCAAUCGGAUUCUUCUUCUGUAGCAGAAAUGUCACUACAUCCGGGGCAACCAAAUAUGUUGCAAAAUAACCCGGAACCGGAACCUGAGACCCGGAAAGAAGUAACAAAUACGGAAGCCGACGAGCUUUCCUCAAUUGAAACUUUUGAAGUUUUAUCUAAUUCUUCAGAUCCACACAUUAAUGUUUCUGAUUCUGAUACUGCUGUUGGUGACACAAACCAACCGUUUCCAAUUAAUUUCCAUGAUAUCAGCACUGAAAAUUCAGUCAAAGAAACUGAUAUUGUAACUGUACAACCCGGUGAACAAGAAAAUAUUUCUAAUAUUACAGAGACUAUCAACAAUGUAAUGUGUGAGGAUGACUGAGAUUAAAUGGAAUUGUUCUCACUCGAGGAUGCUUAUGUUCCAUUGACUCCGAAACAAAUUUCGGCAAUGGAAAAUGAAGAUUACUGGACAUUAAAUCAGGACCUGAUGAGUUUACAUGCCCUUUCUCUUGCUUUGGGUAUAAUCUACGAAGAGGAGGAAGAUGAAUUAUCAGAAGACGAGAACCCCGAUUACACAAAGACAGUGUCGGGAGAAAAUGCCUCUUCUUUUCAUCAGUUAAAUGUAGAUAAUGAAUUGGAAGAGCAAAGUUUUGAAUCUAAUCUGUCAACAUUCUCGAUGACAGACGACAUUGAAGGUGAAAAUUGUGUUGGAGUUGCAUGUGAUCCAUCUGUUAUUUCAUGGAUUACUGAGAAGAACAAUCAAUAAAGAUAACAGGAUUUGCUGAAG
Messenger RNA from Centruroides sculpturatus (bark scorpion), 1100 nucleotides. RefSeq lists its product as uncharacterized. NCBI's taxonomy places the organism in Eukaryota, Metazoa, Arthropoda, Arachnida, Scorpiones, Buthidae. The record is from RefSeq and is a predicted model, not a curated record. The transcript is spliced from 3 exons. Bases 702 to 1079 code for a protein of 125 amino acids.